Molecule: messenger RNA, 1938 nt
Organism: Symbiodinium natans
Lineage: Eukaryota; Dinophyceae; Suessiales; Symbiodiniaceae
Source: the annotation of a GenBank genome assembly
AUGAAUGACCUCCACGGCUUUACGCAGUGGCUGCCGUGGUGCUCGCAAGCCACAUCACACUACUUGGCAGGUGAUUGGCACUUCGGUUGUUUGCCGCAUGUCAAUCAAAGCCUCUUCUGUUGCGGCGAUGAACUUGUAGAGCUCAGAGAGCAUGUGGAAAAGGUUCUGGCGUACCGCAAGAGAGCUUUGAAUGAUGCUGCGGAUCAGAUGGAUUCAUUGCACGAAGACAAAUCAACGAUAUCAACGCGAGCACACUGCACGGCGGCUGGGGAAUCUAUAGAGUACUUGAGACGUGCAUUUAACGAGGCACGAGUGCUGGCAAUUGGCGGGCUGGAGGUUUUAAGAUUUGGUCUCCAAGACAUUUCGUGCCAGCUGUGCUGGGCAUCAGAGGCAUCAAGAUCUGCCCAGAUAGCUCGGGUUUUCAGGCGUGACCUGGAAGCUGUGAUGAACCGUCUGGGCCAGCUGCGUGAGGGAGUACCUGCUUGGACGCCAUGUAUGCCUUUGUUUUGGAAAAGUACAGUCGGCACAGCCAUUGCAGUGGACGUGGCAGUACGAUCGGGUGGUUUUUUUGCAAUGCGUCAGUGGGUAGAAUCGAUUGCAAUGUCCUUAACUGCAACUGCUGGUGAGUUUCAGACACUAACCUUCAUCUUGCGGUCCGUAUUAGGCGAGCCCGUACAUAUCGUUCAGGAAGUGCAGUCAGUUGCUGCACAGGUCAAGGAUGUUCCUGUUCCACGCAUUGUGGACAUGCCUCGUGCGGCUAUCCUAGUUCAUGGUUGUGGCCCGGUGUCAUUUCCCAAGAUUGACAUCAUAACUGUAGGUAAAGACGAUUGUGCAAGCAUUUGGCGCAAGUUCCCCUAUGCCUUUGAACCCACGUCGGUCGUACUGCCGGCGUCAUCAGUCCGACUGGUUUCCUACACACUUCCAUCCGCUGUGCAGCUGCAGCAAGUCAAGGACCUGAUUGAAAGUCCACAUCCACAAGCGGCGGUUCCCGACGGAUUUUCCGUUGCUCCCGUCACGCCCGCCUUUGAUGCAAGCAGCCUUCAAAAUUCCCAUGCCCGCGACGGCAAAGUUCUGGUGUAUGUAUGCUUACACACAUCAUUCUGCGGUGGACAUGGAGACCGAUUGUUCGGACUGCUAUCAGCCUUUCUCGCCGCUGUGCUGUCCAAGCGCGCAUUCUACAUUGACAUGCGUGCCCCCAUACCCUUGACCAGUGUGCUGUCUGCCAGGCAACCCUGGCCUGUCGUCACGACAUCUUGCGUAACAUAUCGAUGGACAUCGGCAGAGGACCCAGAAACUUUUGUUCAAGAUGUGUUGCGCUUCUUCGAGGAUGACUCCAAUGUACUUUGCGUAGUCUCAAACGUGAGACUCUUUCGUGUUCUGUUGCAGCAUGACAGCUCCAGAACGUUUGCCCGUGCAGGGUUGCUGUCGGGUUUGUUUCUGCACCUGUUUACGCUGGCACAAUCACCUGGAGCAAUCGUCAAGGACUUCAUGCACAGGCUUGAUGGCCGGCAGCUCAUUGGAAUACAUUUCCGCGCAGGGAAUGAAACCACAUGGUCGGAUCCUGCAAGACAUUCCCUCCAGGAAAUCGAGCUAGCGUUGUCUUGUGCCGCAGCCGUCGAAUCGCACAUGGGACUCCCCGGAGACACAGUUUGGCUACUGGCUGCUGAUACUCUCAAAGUGCGUGAUUAUCCAAGCGUCUUACAUUUGCACACAUUGGGCAAGAUCAUGUAUGUUGAGCAGAGGCCUACGCACAUCGACAGAUCGUCACCAGAUGUAACUGCUAUUUACCAGUCCUGGGCUGUGUGGUGGAUCUUGGCAUUCGAGACACAAGCGCUUUUGCUUUCUCACUCCAACUUUGGCUGGAGUGCGGCGGAAAUCGGUCAGCGUCGCUCGUUUCAUUUUCCAACCUGCCGGCCAACGGACGUGACUAGCCCAUAG